AUGGAUUUAAAGGAAAAUUGUGUUUGCUAUAGUGUUACCUAUUUUAUCAUUCCAGAUGCCAGAAAUGGAGUCAGGGAUAUUAAACACCAGAUAGUUGCCAGUAAAGUCAUGGGGGAGGACAGCACUUGUUUUUGUAGAGGAAAGUCUAGCUGGUGUCAGAUUUGGAGUCCACCACCAUUUCCCAGGGGGAUCUCUGACCAACAGAAGAUAGAUCUUAACAAUUUCAUUUAUAAAAACAUUACAAGAAAAAAAAUAUACCAACAAUACACAAGUGAGUGUAGUGAAUGGGCCUAUCCCACAAUCAAACCUUCAACUUCAGUAUCAACUUUUAAGUUCACGCUGUCGAUUGCUACUGAAAAUACAACAAUACCAAUGUUGGACAAUUCAACUCAUUCUAAAAUUGAGCAUGAAACCAUACCAGGAUUAAGUAGCUUACUGCCACCAACUAAUAUUAAUACAACUUCACCAAUAAAAGAUGUAAAUGGUACAGCAGUUACCCAAACUACUACUGCAGUUACAACCCUUAGUUCUGUACUGACAACAACACCAGCUACAAUACAACCCACAACGCACAUACUAAAUGAGGAGAAGGCUGCCACAGCAGGAGUUACAAUAGCAUUGAGUGUUAUUUUUGUUCUGCUAGUACUGAUAGCACUGGUCGUAGUCAUGUGGUACUUGUGGAAGCGUAACAAAAGAAAGACCGGAAGUAUCAACUCUCUACCUAUGGAAAAAUACACCAAUACAAAUUAUCUAGACAACAAAGCGCGGGCCAACCAUUCUUGGAAUCAAUCACUGAGUCAACUAACUACUGAUUCAACAUGUAAAGGUAAUCACUAUGGGUCACUUCCACCAGAGAAUGGAGCUGCGCAGUAUGUACAAGGAUCAAACAGAACAUCUGAUGAAGUACAGCCGGAAUCGCCAAGAGAAUUUGAUAAAAUGAAUAAAAGUGUGUUAUCAGAAGAUAAGUUAGCAUAUGAUAAUGAAAAUUUUGACAAGGAUGGAGAAGAAAGUCCUGGGGCUAACAGUCAGACACCAUUGUUUGACAUGAUUGAUGGGUCAGGAUUACCUAAUGUGGUGCCAAGUAUUGAAAGAUCUUCUUUAAAUAAAAUAAACGAAACAGAUCAGAAACAUAAAACUGGAGAGAAAUUACCUCCUGUAGAUAUGUCUAUUCGGACAAGUAAAUCUUCAAAUGAUGGAAUCAGAUCACCGAAGAAGAAAAAGCCGAUAUAUUUACAAAGAAAAUCAGCUCCGGUUAAAGGAAUAGAGGAUAUAUCGCAGGACAUGGCGGGAUAUAGGAAAAGCGUGUAAUAGUUAUGUAAUAGUUAUUUACUUAAUUUGCAAUUAGUUAGUUUUCUAGUCAAAUUUAUUUUAUGAUUAUAAAUUGACCAAUCACAAUCUGGCUGGGGAUUUUCACACUGUUAUGUUUACAAAAUUGAGAUCUAUAAAAUUACAGAAAUGGCAUUUCAGAAUUAUUCUGAAAAAUGUUCUUUUAGUAAUUUACUAAAAUUUUACAUAACAUUUUGAUUAGUAAUGACUACUGCAUUUAUUAUGUUUACAUUAUUUUUAAUGUACCGGUAAUAUAAAAUGAUACACAGAUAUUUUCAUGUAGAUUCAGGGAACUGGUAUGUUUCUCUGCCAUCUACUAGGGAAAUUGAAAAAAGUGAAAAUUUCUUCUAGAUCAUAUUUAUGAAAUAAGGUAUGAUACACAUGUAUAUAAUACAUGUAUUUUGUACAUAAUGUCAGACUACAGCAUACGUAUAUACACAUAUCAUAUCUUUAAUUCCAUUAAUAGCUUUCAAAGAACCUCUCUAAACAUCACUAUUAGUGUUAUGUAUUGUGUGGUUUUGUAAAGCUUUUUCCAAGAUAAGUUUCUGAAUAUAUUAUCCUAUGAUACUGUACAUACUAUUGUUCAUUGUUCUGUUUGAAGAGGCUUCUUGAGUACUUCAAUACUGAAAGUGAAUCUGUUACUUAUUGUAAGUGUUCUGCCAUUACAUCUGUUAUAUGUUUCAAUGGUGCUAAAUUGUAAUUGUUAGUGUUUAGUAUAGUAGUAGGUGGCAGAUGGUUAUACUGGUUAAAGUCAAGUUGUAUGAUUUUUGUUUAAAUAACAAUUUAAGAUGGGGGGAGAAAUGGUGGCCUCUUUGUUACAAUGAUUACAUUUAACCCUUAACCUGCUGUAAUUCUUUAAUGGACUUGUCCAGUUUCUAUUUUGGUAACUGUCCAUUAUCAAUUUAAGGGAUAACAGGUUGAAAAUCUGGCCUGUUUUUAUACAGGCGUCAAAAGCUUAUCACUUUAAGUUGCAACAAGAUCAGAGUUUAGGGUUUGUUGUUUGGAUUUCACAAAUGUUCACGAUCCUGUUUUCUUGUAAUGGCAUGAAGAUUGUGUAAGUCAAGGAAACUGUUUUAAGAGUGAAUUCAUGUAGUUCAAUAGCUUCGGUUUAAAACAAUUUUGAAGAAAUUAGUAAUAACUAUACAUGUAUGCCAUCUAUUGUUUGAAUAAUAAUAUUAUUUAAACUUAGUUAAUAUUUUUCCUGGUUUUAAAAUCACAAUAACUUGAAUGUGGAGUUGAAGAUUUAACCCAGGCCUAAAGUGAUACGUACUUGAAUUAUUCUUUUGUCAUGUUGAAAUAAAUUAAUAUUUGUUGGCAUGUGCCAAUUAAUUGAAUAUAGUCAUUAGCCCUUACCAUGCUUGAUAUAUAGAAUGGACUUGUCUCACUUACUAUGAGGAUCAAACCAUUUAUAAUGUUGGGGCAAGAUAUGUACUGAUGUUGGUCUGCACUGGUAGAACGGGUUCCAGGAGUUUUAAGUAUUAUGGUAUUAUAUAUGUUAAUAGUCCAUUGAUGUAUAUUGGUACCCAUCUUAUUCUGAAAUCCAGCUUUAUUAUACCCCCAA
Molecule: messenger RNA, 2887 nt
Organism: Ruditapes philippinarum (Manila clam)
Lineage: Eukaryota; Metazoa; Mollusca; Bivalvia; Venerida; Veneridae
Exons: 8
Coding region: 1-1308 (435 amino acids)
Source: RefSeq, a predicted model, not a curated record